AUGGCUUCUAAUGGCACCGAGCGUUCUCACCCGGUCAACACCUCCUCUCCUUUUCUUCGACCUCCUCCAGACCCAGCAACGCCGUUGGGGGAAUAUCGGCUCCUUGGACCUCGUGCCGCUGUACUCGUGAGUCCAAUUCAACUUGGUGGCAUGAACUUUGGAGACGCAUGGGCUGCCAUUGCUGGACACACAACGAAACAAGACAUCUUCAAACUUCUCGAUGCUUACGUUGAGGCGGGAGGUAAUUGGCUAGACACAGCGAAUGUAUAUCAGAAUGAGCAAUCAGAGAAGUGGGUUGGGGAGUGGAUGAAGCUCAGGGGUAACCGAGAUCGGAUGGUCAUCGCCACGAAAUACUCUGCGCCUUACACCAAGUACAGAGAUGAACCCGGGGCACGAAUAAGUUAUCUUGGUAAUGGGAAGCGGUCACUGAAUCUGUCUGUACGUGAUAGCCUGCAGAAGCUGGGCACGGAUUGGAUCGAUAUUCUCUACCUCCAUUGGUGGGAUUGGACAGCAACAAUCGAGGAGGUGAUGAACAGUCUCCAUAUCCUCGUCGAGCAGGGCAAGGUCCUAUAUCUCGGUAUUAGCAAUACGCCGGCGUGGGUAGUGAGUGCAUGUAAUACUUACGCCCUUGACCACGGGAAGACGCCGUUCACAAUAUACCAGGGUCAAUGGAACGUUUUAGCCCGUGACCUAGAGCGCGAGAUUCUACCCAUGUGCCGACAAUUCGGAAUGGCCGUGGUACCGUAUGAUGCCGUUGGAGGAGGAAAGCUCCGGACCAAGACGCAGCUGAAUUGCGGCGACGCCCAGGCUGUUGGGAAGCAGAUAUCCGAGACUGAACUGAAAAUGUCUAAUGUGCUUGAAGAUGUAGCGAAGCAGCACGGUGUAGAGUCGGUGACAGCAGUGGCACUUGCUUGGCUUUUCCACAAGCAACCAUACGUCUUCCCUAUCGUCGGCACAAGGAACAUCAAUCACCUACUCGAUAAUGUCCAAGCACUCAAGCUCAAGCUCACAUCCGAGCAGAUGGCUAGUAUAGAGAGCGUCUCGAAUUUUGCUCCAUGCUACCCGGAGAGUGCGUUUGGCGAAGAUCCACAUGUCAAUGGCAAGGCUGCGAUCAUGACAGAAUCGGCGGCAAAGACCUCAUGGGUACAAUAUCCCAAAGCAAUUGGGCGUAUUUAA
Messenger RNA from Zasmidium cellare ATCC 36951, 1176 nucleotides. RefSeq lists its product as uncharacterized. Bases 1 to 1176 code for a protein of 391 amino acids. The record is from RefSeq and is a predicted model, not a curated record. Lineage: Eukaryota; Fungi; Ascomycota; Dothideomycetes; Mycosphaerellales; Mycosphaerellaceae. The transcript is spliced from 5 exons.